GUAUCUGUCAUUAAUAGAAGAUGAUGUACAUUAUAAUCUAGUUUAAAGUGUGUACUCACAGAGGCAAAUAAAAAUAUAGAUAAAGACAAAAGGUAAAGACAAUAUAUAUUUAAUAAAUAUUAAAGAGUUGAAAAAGAUAUUGUGUGAUUUUUGUUUAAGUGUUUGAGUAACAGGAACGGAUAAAUGAUGUUUUACAUACCAUGUAUUGUUUGUCAACAGUUCAAAAUACUUGACGUAGAAAUUAACGGAUGUUCACACUUAUACUUUAUAAAACGAGGCGACGAACUUACAUGAGGAGACACACUGAAACAGAGAGUUUAUUGCUGUGUUGAAUAUUGCUUCAUACUGCACUCAGGCUUGCAAACAAUAUCCAUAUAAAUGAUAAUUUGAUUUGUUCCACGCAUGCGCAAUAUCAGCUUUAUACAAGGAAGGACUCUGGGAUCCAAGAUUGUGAUGCCUACAUAUUUCUGAAGGGAGUACAGCUUAAGAUUCUAAUCAAUCAGGGGAGUGGUGAGUUGGAGUGGUUGUAAUCGUUUUGACGGGGAAGAUAGAGCCCUACAACUUCAUUUAUCAAACGAAGUGAAGCCAGUCACAUUAUGUCUUUAUCCAAGUGCUAUACCUCUACGCCAGAAACAACAAACACUGCUCGACUGGCGAGACUUAUACUGGGUCCAUGUACUGAUGUGUUACGUGACAUUCUAAAGACAGAAGUGUUACCAUCUGAUUUGUCCAGAAAGGUUAAAGAAUUUAAAGAUAACCUUCCACAUGGACAGAGAAUCCCCCUCAACAAAACACAAUCAGAGAUCAUAUUCCCUAAACCAACGAAGCAGUACAGUGGUGAUUAUUCAGACUUGGACAUAUCUUUAUUGUAUUUACUUCUUCGCAAUGUGAGUAAAAUAGCACCACAUUCCAAAGGUUGGGGAGAGAUUCCUGAUCCCGGAGAUAGAUGCGUGGCAUCAAACAUUGAAAGAAUUCGCCUCAUUAGAAACCAGUAUUACGGACAUUCAGCUGAUCUGUCCCUAACCGAGUCAGAAUUUAGACAAGAAUGGCGGAAUAUCCGGGACAUUGUAGUGGAGCUAGAGCGACACCUAGGAACCACCACGGUUUAUCAGGAUGCAGUCAACACAAUAAAAACCUGCUCCAUGGAUCCAGAACAAGAGAAAAAAUACAUAGAUUUACUUGGAGAUAUCAGAGAACUUCAUACAACAGUGGAUGAUCUAUCGAGGAAAAUGCAGAUUAUUCACAGAGAUUUGGUCCAUCAAGAUCCUAAAGUUGCAAGAAAGAUCGGUACGAGAAUUCUCAAACAUAUUAAACAAAUAAAUCCCAGUGUAUUUCACAAAUUCUAAGAGAUCUACCCGUGAAGAUCCAAAACCAGUUUGUUAAAUAAUGCAUUUUGGUUUCACUUAAUGAAAUAAUAUUGUCAUGAAAGUCGAUAUACAGUGCUGCUAUCCCACAAGUUGACAUGGGAUGGGAUUGGAUAGGAUUCAGGAUUGAGGAUUCACGAUAGGAACCACUCUCUACCAUCGGCUCAUACAUUCACCUCUGUCGUUGGCUCGCGUAUAUCACAGUGAUAAACACGAGAAAUAGUGCGUUUGCUUUAAUUUAUUAUAAUUCAAUUUAUAUGUUUAUGUCUGACUUUUCAUAUAGAUAUUUACUAAAUCAAUCUAGAACUAUUAAUUUAAUUUGAAAUAAUCCUGCAAAAUUAAUAUUACUUCUUAUACGUUAUGUCAAAAAUCUUGACUUGAGCCCAUUGCAGAGGUGUCUGAGAGAGAAACGAACGACAACUCUGCAUAGGAGGUUGGAUAGGAACAUAUAGAAAUUAAUCCAAUCCUAUCCUAUCCUAUCCUAUCCUGUAUACUACAGCCAAUCAGAUUCGAGGAAAGGUUCAUUCAUAUUUCAGAAUAAUUUACAAAAACGAAAUACAGUAUAAAAUGUUUACAAAAGAACUAUUUAUAAAAUUUAAAUAGAAAAUAAAACAUUCUCUUUACUAAAAACAGAUUUACAUUAUAAACUUCGAGUAAUACGGCGUACCGCGAACGAACCACCGAAAGAAUUUGAGAAUGUAAACAACGAAGAGUCCAGACAUCGAAAGACCGUAUUUCUUCAGUUUGUUCGGAUGAUUUAACCGAUUCUUACUUGUGUAAAAGUGUAAUAACAUGUUUUCCUGUUAAAUUUGCUCUGUUUGAUUGGAUAAUUCCACAGGAACCGUCGACAGCGGACUUGAAUAGAUGAUGUGCGAGAACAUAGAAUGGAUUUGCCUGCACUCAUGCGUCAUCACAGUAUAAGGGAUUUUAAUCUAAAAAGU
Molecule: messenger RNA, 2305 nt
Organism: Saccostrea cuccullata (small rock oyster)
Lineage: Eukaryota; Metazoa; Mollusca; Bivalvia; Ostreida; Ostreidae
Exons: 5
Coding region: 597-1346 (249 amino acids)
Source: RefSeq, a predicted model, not a curated record